Messenger RNA from Pantherophis guttatus, 3359 nucleotides. RefSeq names its product STE20 related adaptor beta (gene STRADB). Gene Ontology annotation, cellular component: serine/threonine protein kinase complex. Gene Ontology annotation, molecular function: protein kinase activity; protein serine/threonine kinase activator activity; ATP binding. The record is from RefSeq and is a predicted model, not a curated record. Gene Ontology annotation, biological process: protein phosphorylation; protein export from nucleus; activation of protein kinase activity. NCBI's taxonomy places the organism in Eukaryota, Metazoa, Chordata, Lepidosauria, Squamata, Colubridae.
GGUCUCCGCCGCCGAUUUGGACUUCUUCGCAGUUGUUCUAGGGGGCGGGGCCUGAAGUUUGAGGGGCCUGGGGUCGCUGCGUCUCUGAAAAAGAGCUGGCGGAGGGAGGGCGGCUCUCGGUCUGCCUCGCGGUACUGGGGGGCGUUUGCCCCCCCCGCCUCCGACGGUUCCUGCCGCUGCUCUGCGAGAACCGGCCAAACAAGGCACGCGCGCCCCCGGAUCAGCCUAAUCCCCUCGGGUGGGUGAUUCUGCUCUGGAGGAAGCCCUACGAGGCUCGAUGGGACAGAGUUCCUGGUAAAAUUUGCAGAAGGUGAAAGAGAAAAAGGGCUGCCUCUGCAAGAAUCAAAUACUCAAAAGGCUUUGAAGGUUCUACGUCCAUAGUCCUUACUGGAAGAGUAAAUGGAUUAGCAUGAUAUUUUCCAUGAACUAAAACAGUUCCAUGUCUUGUUUGGACUGUUCCUGUAUUCUACGGACACGAGUUGAAUCAAUUAGAGUAGAAAAGCAAUCGGAAAGCAUCAGUAAUCAAGGCUUGACAGAUGAAUUUGCUGUAUGUUGGGGCCAAUCAACCCAAAGAGGAGAUGAACAGAUACCAUUGUCCUCUGAUGUAUCACACUAUGAUCUCCAGGUGGAGAUAGGUGAUUGUUUUGUGAUGGAAAGAUGUUCCUAUUUUGUCUUAAGAAAAGGAUACAACAACUUAACUUCAAUCUACCUCGCCCGUCAUAUCCCGACAGGAACACUGGUGGCUGUAAGAAUCACAGAUCUGGAAAGAUGUUCUGAAGAACUCUUAAACGCUUUACAAAAUGAAGUGAUAUUAUCCCACUUUUUUCGACAUCCAAAUAUCUUGACUUUUUGGGCAGUGUUUACUGCUGGAAGAAUGCUUUGGGUUAUUUCUCCUUUCAUGGCUUACCAUUCAGCCAGUUGUCUCUUGAGGAGUUACUUCCCUGAAGGCAUGAGUGAAGCUUUGAUAGGAAAUAUCCUCUUUGGUGCAGUUAAUGGAUUGAACUAUAUGCAUCAACAUGGUUAUAUUCACAGAAGUAUUAAAGCUAGCCACAUAUUGAUUUCAGGGGAUGGCCUAGUUUAUUUGUCGGGCUUAAAUCACCUCUAUAGUUUAGUCAGCAGUGGACAACAGUUAAAAGCUGUGUAUGAUUUCCCCCAGUUCAGUACAUCUAUGCUUCCUUGGCUGAGUCCUGAACUACUAAGGCAGGAUAUGCAUGGAUAUAAUGUGAAAUCUGACAUCUACAGUGUGGGCAUUACAGCUUGUGAACUAGCUAAUGGGCAUGUACCUUUUCAGGAUAUGCCUCGCACACAGAUGCUGCUGCAAAAACUUAAAGGUCCGUCUUACUGUCCUUGGGCUAUAAACACUUUUUCAUGUGGAGAAUCUAGGAUAAAAAAUUCUCAGUCAGGAAUUGAUUCUGGAAUUGGGGAAAGCAUGACACGCACGAUGACAAGUGAGAGACUACAGACUCCACCUAAAACUUUCUCUCCUGCUUUCCAUAAUUUGAUAGAAUUGUGUUUGCACCAGGACCCAGAACAAAGGCCAUCAGCAAGAGGCCUUCUGUCACAUGCUUUUUUCAAGCAGGUGAAAGAAGAAACAGAGGGGUCAUUACUUUCACUCUUGCCUCCUGCCAUCCAACGUAAUCACUCACAAAUACCAAUGGUGCAUUCAGCUGCCAUCUGGAAUAAAUCUGAAUGUAGAUUGCCAAAUGAGAAAAAGACAUAUUGGGAAUUUUAGGAAUACUAAGACCAUACAGGUGGUCUUCAAUUUACAACCAUUCAUUCAAUGACCAAAGUUACAACAGAACUGAAAAAAGUGACUGAUACUGGUCCUCACACUUGUAACCGUUGCAGCAUCCUCAUGGUCAUGUGAUUGCCAUUUUCUAAUGAGCUUUUGACAAGCAAAGUCAGUGGGGGAAGCCAGAUAACCAUGGUUGUUCAUUUAACCACCAUAGCAAAAAAAGAUCAUUAAAUUGGGCCUUUUACUUAAUAACUGCCUUGCUUAGCAAUGGAAAUUCUGGUCCUAAUUGUGGUUGUAAGUCAAGGACUCCUAUACUUCUUUGGAAAAUAAUAUGAUUUACUUGCUGCUUUUGUUCAAUUAAAGUUUUUGUUUUGGUAUACUUGAAAAUGCUAAAGGCUUAUACAGAUGAUGCUAUACAGAGAAUUUUUUUCAAAGUGGUAUUAUGAGAAUUUACUUACCUUUACUAAUUAAAUUGCAGAAAUAUCUGUACAGUUCUUUACAUCUUUGUUACAUCUGAACUGUAAUAGUAUCCAUUUAUAUAGUAAAACUUUGCUUGGAAUGGCAUAUGCUUUUACAGUACUUAUGUUCUAUGUCUACCUUUCCAAUAUUAAUUUGAAAUAUUGUUUCCAUUCUUUAUUUAAUACAUUGUUAAUCAUCUCUAUCAUCAAGUUUAUAUCAAAUAUAUAACUUCUUUAAAAUAUAGUGUAUUUUCCUACUUGCAAUAAAUGUCAAUGUGGAAAUCUCUCAGAGCGCUGGAUAUCUACUACAUAACUUUCAGUGGUUGUUGAAGUAGCCAACACUGUAACUUGAAAAAAAAAAGCUGUUUUUAAUGGAACAUGUAUCUUUGAGAAAUCAAAGAAAAAAUAAUUUGUCAAAUAGAAGCUUGAAAUUACUUGACUAUAUACUUAAGAAUAUUGCUUAAUUUUCAUAGCUUUAAUUGUGAUCUGCUGUUCAGGAAAAAUAUUCAUCCUUUAAAUAAGUAGCCAAAAUUUGAACCAAAAUUUGUAGGAUUAAUAUAAAAGAGACCUGUAUUACUUGGGCAAAUGACUAUUAGCCUACUACGGCAAACUAUAUUGUGGAAGGCUUUGAGCUGUGUUCAGUGAUGUCAUUCUACUGAAAUACAAGCAUCUAUCAAUGGAUUGUGAUUCAUAGCCCAUUUCCUUUCCACUUCUUAGCUCCAGGGUCAGUGAAAGAACAGAGAUCUGGUUAAUGUUACUCUUAGGCUCAGGCAUUUGAGAAAAAAAAAUGUGACUUCCAAGUCAUUUUGUCUUCGUAGCUUUGCUUUUCUUGAGAAGAGAAAGUUCAGUCCUAAUUACAAACAGAAAAUAUAAAGGAACAGGAAAAAAGGCUGCUUUCUGUGAAUAGUACUGUGAAUAAUUGAAUAAAGUAAACCUAAAUUCUUGUUACCUGUACAGCAUACUUUUGGAGAUGGUUUAAUAUUUUAUUAAUGAUUUUUCAAUAAUGUACAUUCUAUUUACUCAUGUAAAAAUAGAAAUUAGUUUUAAGUAUACAAUAUUAUUUAGCAUCACAAGUGAUCUUUUAACUAGGAAACUACUGAAGGAAAAUUAUGUAUUAUCAACCUAAUUCUGACAAAUUUAAUUGUAAUAAAAUAUUGAACAAAGAU